This is a messenger RNA of Sporisorium graminicola, 1098 nucleotides long. RefSeq lists its product as uncharacterized. Gene Ontology annotation, biological process: alcohol metabolic process. The record is from RefSeq and is a predicted model, not a curated record. Gene Ontology annotation, molecular function: alcohol dehydrogenase (NADP+) activity; zinc ion binding. Lineage: Eukaryota; Fungi; Basidiomycota; Ustilaginomycetes; Ustilaginales; Ustilaginaceae. The transcript has a single exon. The coding region runs from base 1 to 1098 and encodes 365 amino acids.
AUGUCUUCCGCGGACUCGCACUUCGAAGGCUGGGUUGGCCACGACAAGUCAUGCAUCGGCAACAUGAAAUGGGAGUCUUUCAAGCCCAAGGAGUGGCGCGAGACCGAUGUCGAGAUCAAGAUCGAAUGCUGUGGUGUCUGUGCCUCGGACCUGCACACCGCGCGCUCCGGCUGGGGACCCACCCGCUACCCCUGCGUCGUAGGCCACGAGAUCGUCGGCACUGUCUCGCGCGUCGGUAAGGACGUCAAAGGCUUCAAGAUCGGCGACCGCGUUGGCGUGGGCGCGCAGUCCGACUCGUGCAAGAGCUGCGGCGCAUGCAAGGCCGACAUGGAGCCGUGGUGCGAGAAGGGCAUCGUGGGAACCUACAACGGCGACUACUCGAUCACGGAUGGCUCCGGAUUCUCGAUGGGUGGUUACGCAAAGUACUCGAGGGUUCCGGCACACUUUGCGGUGCACAUUCCUGAGGGCUUGCCGUCGACUGUCGCCGCCCCGCUCAUGUGCGGUGGUGUCACUGUGUACAACCCGCUCAAGACCAAUGGCUGUGGAACGGAGGGCGUCAAGAACGUCGGCGUUGUCGGCAUCGGCGGUCUCGGCCACUUUGCUCUCAUCUUCGCAAAAGCCCUGGGUGCCGAAAAGAUCACCGCCAUCAGCCACACCCACUCCAAGGAGCAACUCGCUCGCAAGCUGGGUGCGACCGACUUUAUCGCUUCGGCUGACAAGGACCCCUGGUCCGCCCACAAGCGCUCCCUGGACCUGCUCGUGCUCACCAACAACAACGGGGACAUGCCCUUGACCGACUACAUCCGCCUCGUCCGCCCGAAAGGCAAGAUUGUCGCAGUGGGUGUGCCCGAGGAGCCGUGCAUGCCUACGCCUCUGCCUGCGCUCGCCUUCAGUGGCGUCUUCUUGGGUGGCUCGUUGAUAGGCAGCCCAGCAGUGAUUAGGGAGAUGCUCGAGUUGGCGGCUAAGCAGAAUCUGAAGCCCAUGAUCGAGGAGCGUGAUAUGCAGGAUGCGAACAAGGUCGUCAAGGAUAUGCAGGAUGGCAAGCCGCGAUUCCGCUACGUCAUGGUGAACAAGGACUACGAGCCGGUCAAGGCUUGA